Rhinopithecus roxellana (golden snub-nosed monkey) is the source of this 1644-nucleotide messenger RNA. It is a transcript of the gene PLPP1, whose product is annotated as phospholipid phosphatase 1. The transcript is spliced from 6 exons. The record is from RefSeq and is a predicted model, not a curated record. Gene Ontology annotation, biological process: phospholipid dephosphorylation; phospholipid metabolic process; signal transduction. Lineage: Eukaryota; Metazoa; Chordata; Mammalia; Primates; Cercopithecidae. Bases 440 to 1297 code for a protein of 285 amino acids. Gene Ontology annotation, molecular function: phosphatidate phosphatase activity.
CGAGGCCGCGCGCUGUCCGGUCCUGCGCUGCCCGGCAGGAGAGGGCUGGACCUCGCGUUCCUCCUCCCUACCGGUCCCCAUCCUUAAAGCGCGACUCUGAACGCCCCGCCUGUGGGAGAGGGCGCCCGGGAGUAACCGGGGCAGGCCGGGGCCGGCCGAGGAGGUCCUGAGGCGACCGAGCUGCAGCGGCUGGCACACGAGCGCCUCGGCACUAACCGAGUGUUCGCGGGGGCUGUGAGGGGAGGGCCCCGGGCGCCAUUGCUGGCGGUGGGAGCGCCGUCCGGUCUCAUCCCGCCCUCAGCUGCUCUCCUCCUCCGGCUGGGAGGGGCCGUAGCUCGGGGCCGUCGCCAGCCCCGGGCCUGGGCUCGAUAAUCGAGGGCCUCGGCCGCUGUCCCGCAGCUCAGUCCAUCGCCCUUGCCGGACAGCCAGGGCAGAGACCAUGUUUGACAAGACGCGGCUGCCGUACGUGGCCCUCGAUGUGCUCUGCGUGUUGCUGGCUUCCAUGCCUAUGGCUGUUCUAAAAUUGGGCCAAAUAUAUCCAUUUCAGAGAGGCUUUUUCUGUAAAGACAACAGCAUCAACUAUCCGUACCAUGACAGUACCGUCACAUCCACUGUCCUCAUCCUAGUAGGGGUUGGCUUGCCCAUUUCCUCUAUGAUUCUUGGAGAAACCCUGUCUGUUUACUGUAACCUUUUGCACUCAAAUUCCUUUAUCAGGAAUAACUACAUAGCCACUAUUUACAAAGCCAUUGGAACCUUUUUAUUUGGUGCAGCUGCUAGUCAGUCCCUGACUGACAUUGCCAAGUAUUCAAUAGGCAGAUUGCGGCCUCACUUCUUGGAUGUUUGUGAUCCAGAUUGGUCAAAAAUCAACUGCAGCGAUGGUUACAUUGAAAACUACAUAUGUCGAGGGAAUGCAGAAAAAGUUAAGGAAGGCAGGUUGUCCUUCUACUCAGGCCACUCUUCGUUCUCCAUGUACUGCAUGCUGUUUGUGGCACUUUAUCUUCAAGCCAGGAUGAAGGGAGACUGGGCAAGACUCUUACGCCCCACACUGCAAUUUGGUCUUGUUGCCGUAUCCAUUUAUGUGGGCCUUUCUCGAGUUUCUGAUUACAAACACCACUGGAGUGAUGUGUUGACUGGACUCAUUCAGGGAGCUCUGGUUGCAGUAUUAGUUGCUGUAUAUGUAUCGGAUUUCUUCAAAGAAAGAACUUCUUUUAAAGAAAGAAAAGAGGAGGACUCUCACACAACUCUGCAUGAAACAACAACAACGGGGAAUCACUAUCAGAGCAAUCACCAGCCUUGAAGGGCAGCAGGGUGCCCAGGUGAAGCUGGCCUGUUUUCUAAAGGAAAAGGAUUGCCACAAGACAAGAGGAUGCAUCUUUCUUCCCAGUGUAUAAGCCUUUAAAGACUGCUACUGCUGCUAUGCCUCUUGGAUGCCCACUUUGUGUGUACAUAGUUACCUUUAACACAGUGGUUAUCUAAUAGCUCUAAAUUCAUUUAAAAAACUCCAAGCCUUCCACCAAAACAGUGCCCCACCUGUAUACAUUUUUAUUAAAAAAUGUAAUGCUUAUGUAUAAACAUGUAUGUAAUAUGCUUUCCAUGAAUGAUGUCUGAUUUAAAUACACAUUAAAAAUGUAUGGGACAACCAAA